AGAUUACAUGGUAUACUAAAACACAAAUCAUACUCUACAAAACUGAUGGAAUUACGUGCAAUUGUAUGACAAAGUGGAAAUAUAAAACGAAAAAGUGUUUUUAAUGAUAUACCAACUGUGAUAGUAGUGAAUCAUAAGAAUAAGCAAAAAAAAUUGUUUUGAUAAAUCAACAAUGCACUUAGCAUCUGAAGUAUCUUCAACAACAAAUCAGCCAUCAAUGGAUGGCAUGACAAACAACAAUAAUAAUAAUAACAUAACAAAUAACAAUAACAACUCCGGUAUAUUAACGGCUGAAACAUUAGCUGAACGAACGUUAGACGGAUUACUAGCUGAACAUCCAGGAGAACUGGUUCGAACGGGAUCACCACACAUUGUGUGCACAGUAUUACCGAACCAUUGGAGAUCAAAUAAGACAUUGCCAGUGGCAUUCAAAGUUGUGGCGCUGGGUGAUGUUUGCGAUGGUACUAUUGUGACAAUUCAUGCUGGAAACGACGAGAAUUUCUGCGGCGAGCUGAGAAAUUGUCAGGCAGUGAUGAAGAAUCAAGUAGCUAAAUUUAAUGAUUUGAGAUUUGUGGGACGGAGCGGACGAGGCAAGAGCUUUUCGUUAACAAUCUGCAUAUCAACAUCACCGAUGCAAAUAACAACGCUGAACAAAGCUAUUAAGGUCACUGUGGACGGACCACGUGAGCCCAGAUCGAAAUUGCGCCAUCAAGGAUUCCAUCCGUUUGCAUUCGGACCACAACGGUUUCCACCUGAUCCGCUUAUGAGUGGACUUCAGUUCAAACUACCAGGCUUUCAUCAUUUCGGUCUUCCUAGUCAUUUAGCGACACACGAUUGGAGAAAUCUAGCAAAUCGUCCAGGUUUUCCACCAACACCAUUCUUCAACCAUCAACCGUCCCAUUUUCCACCACAUAUGUUGUCCCGUAUCGAACGAACGAAUAUGGGAAUUUCAAGUGGCACAUCACCUAUAACCCAGCUAAAUCAAAAUUCAAUCUGCAAUCCACACAGUACAACCAGUCCGAAAACAUCGCCCAACAUUUCCUUAACAAAUUCAUCACAAAUGACACCCACCCUAACCGAUGAAAAUGACAACAACAAUAACGUUGACGAAGGAUUUGAAAACGACAACAUAUCAGUAACUGGAUCUCCCCCGUUAGGCAAAUUCAACAGAAGAUGA
Bradysia coprophila is the source of this 1177-nucleotide messenger RNA. RefSeq names its product RUNX family transcription factor Runt related B (gene RunxB). Gene Ontology annotation, molecular function: DNA-binding transcription factor activity, RNA polymerase II-specific; ATP binding; RNA polymerase II cis-regulatory region sequence-specific DNA binding. Gene Ontology annotation, cellular component: nucleus. NCBI's taxonomy places the organism in Eukaryota, Metazoa, Arthropoda, Insecta, Diptera, Sciaridae. The record is from RefSeq and is a predicted model, not a curated record. Gene Ontology annotation, biological process: regulation of DNA-templated transcription.